AGCAAAGAUGGUCUUUAGGAGAGUUCUUAAUUUUACUGCCAAGGAAGCUAAACAACCUUUCACUUUGAUGAUUUUCACUCAACCUGAAACUAAACCAUACAUACUUUAUAAUGAUCUGUUCCCAGUGGCCUGGAAAGUAAUUACUUUCAAUGAUAGUUCUUCUCAUGCCUCGGUCGUGUUUGAAAUGAAUUUGAAAGCUUUUGUUUCGCAUAAAACUCAAGGAAAUGUGGUCCGAGCUGCAACUUCAAAGGAUGUUUCUGAAGGUCAAUCGGUGUCUGUUGUGAUGGCUGGAAAUCUUGAUGCUCCAAUUUUCAAAGAAUCAAGUGGAGUAGCCGUUCCAGGAGCAACUGUUCACAUUGAGAACAAUACUGGAUCCUUCCAAAGUCUUGGUUUGAUGAUUAGUGGCACUCCAGCUGUUUUAUUUCCCAAUGUUGGUCCUGAAAACAAUGUCGAAAUCAAAAUGUCUCCAAAGAUUUAUUUGGCUGUCAAUCAAACUCAUUUUGAAGCUGGUGGUAUUAUCAGAUCUCAUCCAAACACUGUAUCCUGUAUUGAUUUGAGUACAUUUCACAAAGACAGUGUUGAUGUUGCUGUUGGUCAGGAUGAAAAUGGUUUUUGGACAAUCACUACCAAUUAGAAAACUGAGAAAUCUAAGUUUUCAAGUUUGUUCAUUAUUUUCAGUAAAUUAAAUUCCUUCUUUC
Naegleria gruberi is the source of this 698-nucleotide messenger RNA. RefSeq lists its product as uncharacterized. The record is from RefSeq and is a predicted model, not a curated record. The transcript has a single exon. The coding region runs from base 8 to 634 and encodes 208 amino acids. Lineage: Eukaryota; Heterolobosea; Eutetramitea; Acrasida; Naegleriidae.